CCGAGCAGUCGCCGUUACGGCUGAAGGGUCGAUACCCUGCUCGCGUUCACGCGUGAUCACCUGAACGCGCACCGAAGGCGAUGAACGCGUGACUUCGUCAUCCUAGCGUCUUUCGUGGAGGUUCGGCGAUUCGAUAGACCAAAUGGCCGUGUUGGAUCGGCCCUCGCACGGCGCUGCUACUCAGAAGAGAGACACGAAGUUAGGCGGGCUCUUGGGGCGUGUCAGGAAUAUCAAGACGUUUGAUAAUACCCUCACGCGCACAUCCGAUGCGUUACUGCGCGCGCAACAGAAGAAGGAAAGGGACAGGUCGCACGCGGAGUUCGUCGCGGAAUGCACGCUCUCGCCGAUGCGAGAGGGUGUGAAAACAGUCACGAACGUGUGGGGUAAUCCCGACGUCGAGGGCGCGAUGCCUCGCAUCAUCGUGCGAGGUAAGCCAUUUCAGGUCGCCCUCGACGCGGGGAUGGACUUCGAGGCCAUGUACAGCGAAGUCGCGGAAGCGAUGUACGGUCCCACGAUCGCGGGCCAAGAAGAAGAGCGUUGGCGCUUCGUGAGGGAAAUCACCGACCAGGAUUCGGAAGGCGAUGUUGGCGAGUUCACGAGAAAGUCCGAGUACGUCGGGAUGAGGUUCAAACUGCUGCUCGAGAUUCAAAAUUACGACCCUCGCUUGAACGAGGGGGGCAGUUCAACAAUCACGAUGACCGAGGAGACGUGGGGUAACUUGAAGAGGGGACAACCUAUCUCAGCGGAAACGAACCGACUACAGAUGUUCGAACACCUCGAGUUGAAGUGGACGACUGGCGUGGAGAAGGACGACAACGUGCUGAAGGAGGAGGCGAUCCUCGGAAUCUGGGAGAUGUCCAUACAAAAGGACUACCGCAUCGAGAUGCCUGACUCGUUGUUCGACAAAAUCGUCGACGCGCUUUCGAACAAGUACACGGACAAGAUUCGGUCCGUAGCCGCGGCUGUCACGUGGUGUUUAUCAGUGAGCAGCCAGAGUCGCACGGAUCUCAUGAACGUCGGAAAGUCGGAGGAGGAGGAUGAGGAGGAAGUCGAAGAAGGCACGCCAGGUGCGCAUCCGUUCAUGCGAUAUCUCAUCGAGAUGCUGAAAACCUCGAUCACAAGAGAACCUGCAGAAUUCGGCGGCGAGGACGAGGCGUACACGUGCGAGGUGCGCGACGAAUUUUACGACCGCUCCCUCGGUACCCUCGGCAUCAUGUUCGUGGAUAAACGCGCCCGCGCGCAGUACAUCGAACUCGAUCCAGGGCUGGAAAUGCUCUUAGGCGCGUGCGCGGCGCCGAUGGAAGAUCCUCCGUUCCCAGUAGACCCUCCAAGCGAAGCUGAGCUGGCCGCAAUGAAGUCGGACAAGCAGCGGGCGAAAGCCAUAAAUAAAUACAAGCACGCUGUGCACGCGUACCGAUGCGAACGAAGCCAUCGCCGAUUGAGUGCUGGGGAGACGCUCGCGAGUAUCAUGCUGCGCGACUACGACGCGCGGGGUUCACUCGUUAAAUCAGGCGGAUACGGUUCCCUCAGCUCGCUGCUGGAAAGCGAUAACGCCGCGAUCAGGCUCGCGGCCUCGGCGGCGAUGGGAAUUUUCGCGAAAGAUCCGGCGAGCCAAGAGCAGGUCGCGCAGGAGAAGAACUUGAGUGAGACGAUUGAUUCCCUCACCCGCACGCUGAAAACGUCUCUGACUGAGCUCGUCGGCCCUGCUCCGCCGACCGUGACUGAGCUUUACGAGGCAGAAAAGGCGGCAAAGGCGGCGGCUUUAAAGGCUGAGGAAGAGGCGGAGGCGAAAGCGGCCGCGAUCGCCGCGGCUAAAGCCCGCGCCGAGGCGUUGGGCGAAGAAUGGGUUGAACCAGAAUCGGAAGAGGAAACGCCCGACGCGGGGGGUACCGUGAAACGCGUCAUGUCCACCGUCUCAGUUGCGGAGCUCGAGCAAAUUCAAGAAGAAAGUGCAGCAUUGAAAGCGAGUACGAUCCCUCUCAUGGCGGCGACAAUCGAGAACUGCAUCACGGCGUUGUGGGGGUUGGUUCGCGCGACCCUGGCGAACACGGAAUCCCUCUCGGAUGAAGCGAUGCUGCGUUUGAUCAGUUUCUGUCGCCGUGCGCACGACGGCGUACAAAAUGACGCCAUCACGGAAAACGCGGUUUUUACGGCGAUCGGUAUCAUAGCCACAUUGUGCGAGGAUAGAUCGCACUGCGAACGACUCAUGUUGCUCGGUGCGAGGCCGGAAACUCCACCGCCCUUCACCGCGGAGGAAAUCGCAGAAUUCGAGCUCGCGGAAUUCAAGGCGCGACGAGAAGGGAAAAAGUUUGUACGUCCGGUGAGAGAAAAGCUUCCUUGGGACUACACGCAUUCCGUGAUCGAGUGCAUUAAGCACUGGCUCACGGUCGCGCCGUACGAUGAGGGCCGUACCCGUACCAUGGCCGCCGUGUGUGCUGGUCUCAUUCUCGAGUAUAUGUUCGCAGACGCUCCUAAAGAAGGAGAUGCAACUUUGGAUGGCCCAUAUCGUGGUAUGCUAAUGAGAGACACCGAACUGGUCGACAAACUGAUCGAAUCAGCUAAGGCUGGGGCUAAUCACAAGUGGUUUCAUAAGCCAUUGUGGGAAGCCACCGCAGCUGCUCUGAUGUAUUUGGCGACUCCGUACGAAGCGGCUUUCACGCCGAAGCAGCUCGAGAAUAUCGUGAGCUUGAUAAACAUGGUGACUGAGAGGUACCCGAGCGAGACAUACGCGACGAUGAAAUAUCUCGCUUGUACGAUUUGGUGCGUCGCCCGUUCACCCUCGGGACGGGGUAAUCUCAUAAAAUACGCGCCAAAUUGUAUACCCUAUCUCAUAGAAAUGGGAAACGUGUGCGUCAAGGCUGUGAGUAUAUCAGGCAAGGUGGAGCUCGGGAUCGAAUCCGAGGAGGAACGUCUAAUCGAGGCUUCCGAUGCGGGGGAAGACUCGUUUUUGAAGCCGAAUCAUCCGCGCAUCCGCGCGAAGGCUCUUCAGUUCACCAUAGCAUCUCUUUGGCUCAUGCUCUACAGCGAGAACGAUCCUCCGGUACACCACGGUGAGGUUUACCUUGAAAAAGACGGAGCACUGUUGACGAUACCCCGCGUGGAAACUCCGUCGCUCGAGGACAUGGACGUCGUCGACGAGUUCGGCGGCAUCAAGCCAGGGAUGCCCGAGCUGGAGGAGGAUAGACUCGCCGCGGCUGCCAAAGUGAAAGCUGCAGAGGCGGAAGUCUACGUGACUAAAAUGCAGCUCGUUAUGGAUGCUGGAGACGAGCCUGAAACCCCUGUCGAGCAGGCCACCACUGCGUUCUAUGAGGCGACCAAAGCCGCGGAAGAGGCAGCUGCUGCUGCGCUUGCUGCUCACGCUGCACGCGCAGAGAACAUCGCCGCCUCGCGAAAGAACAUCAUGAAUUUCUUGCUCACCGCGAUUCGAUUACCCGCGAUCCGGUUGACGGAGAAAUCCCGCAAAAUUGCAGUCGCGGCCUCGUGGAGUAUCUGCUAUCGUUCGGCGGCGGCUCGCCGGGAGUACAUAUCUGCUGGUCUCUUCGACGCGCUCGAGAGUUGUGCGUGCGACGGUGGUGAAAAUACCACCGUCCGAUGCACCACAUUCGCCGCGGCUGCAAUGGAAUCGUUGUUGGCGUUCCACGACGUCUCAACGGCGGUCGGUGGCCCUGCGCGAAUGGAGAAAAUCGGGAUUCACAUGGUAACGUCACCCUUGUUGGGCGAGCAGGAACGCGGCGCUCGCAUCUUGGCGUUCAUGACUUCAGAUUCGGAUUCGAACUCCAUCAAGGCAUCUUUGGUGCGCAAGUCCGUUCUGCCGAACUUGCUCAAGCUAUUAUGUCCGAUUGAAGUCAAGGAAGAGGUGGAACUCGAGGAAGAAGCGGCGGCGGCUGCUGCUGCUGAGGCUGUGAGGGAAGCUGAGGAGAUGCUCAGUAAGACGCAAGCUGCGUUGGACGCGGGAGAAGAGCCGGAGUAUGAUCUCGAUGACACGGAGGAUCUUCUGAGAAAGGCUAGGAAAACUUCGGAGGCGGCUGCUGCUGUCGCACAGGAAGCUCGCGACGACUACGAAAGGCACAUCGCGGAGAGCGGCGAGGAACACGUGUCACACGAUACUGAAAUGAAGCGAUGUGCCGAGCUCUUCGCCGCCGCUGCACUUCUUAAUUUGUCGUCGUUACCCGCCGCGCAAAUUUCUCUCGCCCGACAUGGGAUUUACAGGCUGCUGAAGACGAACGCAUCUGGGAUGGUGAACCGGCGUCACGUGGCGAUCGGUGAAGGAGUGGUGAAAGGGGGAGAUUUGAUCGCUGGAACGAUCCAGAACAUCGCUUCGAACGCGGAGAACCGCACGAUAUUCUACAAGCUUGAGCUCCGCGCGAAGGCUUUGGAGCGAGUGUUGCACAAUAAAAAAGAGGUGCGGCAUCUGAACCGUCAUAUUGAAGUCGCAGGACGCAUCGUCGGUGAAUCGUAUGAAAAGGCAAAAGAUUUGGGAGUGUCAUAUGAAUCCUCCUCUCGGCGGCGUAAGGGUCACGUGCCAGCGAAGGGUGAUGAAACUGCUGUCGUCGAGGAGAUUUCCAGGGAGGACCCCGAGUCCACGCCCGCUUUGAAACUUCCAUCACUGCUCGAGGAUGUGCUCGCGCAAAAGAACGAAAAGAAGGUUGAUAUCGCCUCCUUCGCGAAGAAAGAUGGACUCGGGACGUUUGAGGUCAACACAUCCGCGACACAAGCUUCUGCCGAGAGUUUUCUGGCCCAAGACGCGGAAACCGUGGAAAAGAAGAGUCAGUUUGCAGAAGACGAUUGGCUUUCGAGCAUCGCGAACGCCGACGACGAUACAUUCGCAGAAGGUCUAGCACUUCUAACGCAUUCCAUGCGUCAGCCGCUGUGGAAUCUGUGGGCUCGUCCCGAGGAGAGACGCGAUGACUUGGUAUCCGAUCCUGAGAUGUACGGUGCGAGUGCAUUGACCCGCGUCCACCUCGUGCCCUUGCAGAGAGGAACCCCCGAGGGUGAACAAAGGUGGCGCCCACCCAUUCGCAAGUACGUGCAAACGAGACGUCAACCCGCUAGACAGAAUGGGGACCUCACAUCCGACAUGAAUAAGAUGAGCCUAUCCGGGACGCUUCCCCCCGUGGGUCAAGAUGGAGAGGCAUACAUCGCGGAGACGACGACGCGGCUUUUAUCGACCACCCGACCCGGAAGCGUGCAAGAACGACUCCGUGCCAAGGCUGCGGAAAUAGCCGAGGCCGUGGCUCUCGGCGGGCCUGAAUCUUGCGGUGGUAUCGGUAGCGAGGACGGUCUCAAAGGUAGCAGCAAGGCUCCGAACGCUCUUCCCGUGAUGGAGAUCGUGCCCGAUGACGUCGAAGACGGGCUUGAGAUCGAGCAUGACACGGCUGAUGGGGCGGGCGAGUACGGCCCUCUCAAGGUCGUCCUCGACCCCGCGGGAUCCCGAAAUUGCGUCAACUUCGUGAGCGGCUUCGACAAGGCACCAGACCCGGCGAAGCGCAACGCGAAGCUCGUCAUGUUCGAACACGUCAGCGGUGCCAAGGUGUACGAGGAGCUCUUCCCCGUGUACUCGCUUCCGAACGGCAAGAAAGCGUUUUAUUAUCACACCGGCAACAACUUGGUGCCAGAAGUUCCCAUCCGACCGGACGAACUUCCCUACCGACCUGGCACGCUCGAACUGACGUACGAGUUAAGAUUGCCGCAGACCGACAUGCUUCACGAAGUGGCUAGACCGAACCCGAACCUCGGAGACGACAAGCCCUACAAGCCGGUUCCGCGGCUGUGUCCUCUCCCGGAUCGGCACUUUUUGGAAGUGAACGAACCCGAGUCGCUCGACGAAGAAUCGUUCGGCAACCUCGUCAUUCCUCCGUUGGAAUUCAAAAUCGUCGAGGAUGUCAUAUACAAGACGACAGAGGAAUCGUUCACGGUCGCAGCGAAGUGGGUCGAGCCGUGGUCCAUAGAAAACUCGGUGUUCGCUCCGAGGAAGAAGUUCUCUGACGCGCGUGACUUUUUCGACAGAACGCCGCUUUUUGACAAGAUGUUCGACCGAGACUGGCACCACGCGCUGAAAAAGAAGCAAUUUGUGAGGUUCCUUACGAAGAGUGGUGGCGAUGAUGAGUCGCCUGAUGAUAAGCUGAAACUCAUCUGCUCGGCGCUUAAGAACUAUUACUUUGAAACCGAAAAGCUGUACCGGUAUUACGGCGUCACCGGCACGGGCGACUCCAUGACCAUGCAACUGAACGAGUGGAUCAUGUGCGCCACGGACUGCCAGCUCCCCGAUCCGGAAUCAAAGCUUUGCACGAGCUCUCAUCUCGGGACGAUGUUCAAAGUCGUGAACUUCGAACAGGAAUCGGAGGGCAAGGAGAUGGAAAUGAUCGCUAAAUUGAACCAAGACAACGCGUUGACGCGCUUUGAGUUCAUCGAAAUUUUGUGCCGCGUCGCGGAUGCGAAAUACGUGCAAGUAGGCACGUGCGCGAGUUUGGCAGAAGCGAUCAGCGUCAUGUACGAAAUGUGCAUCAUGCCUAAUCUCAAUCCCGAGGUUCAGAUGGGAACUUACGACUUUCGCGUCAACCGACUUUAUACUGAAGCAGUGGAUGAUGUCUUCCGUAGUGUGUUCACAGACGAGGAAAAGUUUGGCGAAGGUAACUUUCGAACGUACAAGUCUGGCACGACGUACGCCGUGCUCGAGGCGCUAUAUUACGCGUACUGCAUGCCAGUGGGCGGCACGAAGGCAUCUCAGCGGAAGUUGAUGCAGAUGGAUCAAUUCAUCGAGGUACUGUUCCCGCUGAACUUGAUGAGGGACGAAGAGAGCGAUUUUUCGCUUCGUGAAGCGCAGCUGUGCUUCCUCUACUCGCAGAUGAGGGUUAUUCGGCAGUUCGUCGACGCGGAGAAGUACGAGUCGCUCACCUUUGUGGACUUUUUGGAAGCUCUUGCUCGGGUCUCGGAGUGUAUCCCAAUACCGCCGCUAGCGGACAUCAAAUCGAGAGGAUACAAAUCGGCGCUCGAUUGGUUAUCGAAGACGUCGCAAGUCGAUGCUCGAAACGAUGCAAACACGGAAAAGCUGACAUUGUUGUCGCGACCGUCGCGAGAGUUCACGGCAAAGAAGACGAGGCCGCUAAACCAAAAGCUCGCGGAAUUCCUGGAUUUUCUGUUCCGAUGCGUCGCGGUGAGGGUUUGUAAGAUCGAAGAAGAUGAAUACACGGAGGCUAAGUGCGUGAAAUUAUUCAAGUCGCUUCGUGCAGCGAGGGAGCACGGCGGCCAGGCGCGAGGGUGAAAUUCGAGGCCUAGACUAGAAAACGGCAAUGUGGCGCCGAUCCUGAAAAGAUAAAUAAAUCCCCUUUU
Molecule: messenger RNA, 7329 nt
Organism: Micromonas pusilla CCMP1545
Lineage: Eukaryota; Viridiplantae; Chlorophyta; Mamiellophyceae; Mamiellales; Mamiellaceae
Exons: 1
Coding region: 143-7261 (2372 amino acids)
Source: RefSeq, a predicted model, not a curated record